Molecule: messenger RNA, 4322 nt
Organism: Paraglomus occultum
Lineage: Eukaryota; Fungi; Glomeromycota; Glomeromycetes; Paraglomerales; Paraglomeraceae
Source: the annotation of a GenBank genome assembly
UUUUGCUUGCUGGACAGAUGCAUUAUCUUCCUGAAAAGGAUAAUUCUCAUUAUUAUCUAGAGUAUCUAGGAAUGAUGAAAAUAUAUCGCGCAGAAACCGGUAAACGUCUGCACUUGGACAAUUAUUCCACAGAGUACGUUCAUUACAACUACUUUCGUUUACCCGGAAAAUCUGAGGUGCUUGCUUUAGAGAGUAUAAAGGCUGCAGUGGAACUCGCCUCAGGCGUGCCGGCGAGUAUGCAGAUAUUAAUGACAGGUGACGGCCUACCCGUGAAAGCCGACAAAGUGGAGGAAGUGCUUCGUACUUCUGGAGAGAAUGAGUCAAUAGUAUAUUUGUUCAGUCGCGAAUUGCUCAAUACGACGAAUGUGGUAGAUAAUACGACCUUGCGUGAAAUUGCAAGUUUACAACCUCAAAUACCUUUAUGGCAGUCGGCACAAUUACGCGCGAAAUGGCGAACGUUUAGCAUAGCUGCGUACGUUGAAUUGUUUGAGAAACAUAAUGAGCACGGAAUGAAAUAUGUACAUUCUGCCAGAACACAUUUGGAAUUAUGUGAACGACUGCUUACCGAGCAAAAAGUUCAAGCGAAGGCUUUGACAGCUGCAAUGGAAAACUUGGAUGUUCAUAAUAAGUCCAUAACUGAAUUACAUCAGGCGUUUCACGAUUCAGCCGAGAAGGAGGUUACAGAGCAGUCUGAAUUAAUUUUUAGCGUUUCAGUAGACCUAGAAGUGCUUAAACGUAUAAAGAUUCAUCCUCAAAUUAUGCGAGUUGCCGGUUUGAUACCACAGCAAAAUGAAUCUCACACUUUAGCAAGUUUCAUAUCUGAAGAAGAUCUGCUUAAGCUAGAGAAGAGUGGAAAGGCUGUUUUUGAACAAUUGAAAAAACGCAUCGGCGAUUUGGAACGUACUGUCCGUAAUGUACAGGCAACCACAGACGAGUUGAAACGGAAAAAAUAUGGUACCGAGUAUGUAUCCCGAGAAUUCGAGAACUUUGUAUGCUGUGUUUCGCAUUAUCUAAGGAAACUUCUUGUAAACAGAUUCCUUUCAAUGGACGUCGAAUUAAGCAAAGCACGACAGACGUAUGAAAAAAUAAAAGAGUUGAAUGAUAGAUUGCAACGAGACAUAGGGCGAAUACGAGAAAAAGCUCAAGAGUUGACUGGAUCAUCAACCGAUGCAAUUGAACGUCUGGCUAUAAUACACGAAGAUGACUAUUUGCCUGACAUGGGUAAGUUUGAUAAGAACUUACGCGACCAGGUCACGUGGUUUAUACAACGAAAGAAUGCCAUGACGGGUGCAGUGAUGGAUAGCCUCCGAGGGAUUUCGCGGGUGCAAUCAAGCAUUGCUAGUAUUCCGUCUGCACUGUCUCGUUUGGAUGCGGAAAUCAAGACUGCAACUCAUACUUUCAAAGAUCUGUCCAUCGUGCAUGAGAUGCCUCUUGCAUAUGGAUUAACAGUAGUUGAAAUAGUGAGGCGAAAAGAAUACAUGAGAAUACUUCUUGAAAGGUCGCAGAAACUGGCAGAAGUGUUGAGUCUCUUCCGAGAUACCGAGCAGAAGCGUCGAGAUACAUAUCGUCUCAACGUAAAAAGAUAUAUGCCCUUCAAUAUAGCGGCUCUUGAUGAAGCUCCGCCGAUGUGUGAAAUUUCUACGGUAAAUCGUAGAGGCCGUUUACCGGAGCUUACUAGAGAAGAUAUUCGAGCAUUUGUCAACAUGCUCGAACAAAUGCGAGUAUCAGUACACAAGACUACUGGCAAUAAUCAAACAAAUGACAAUCCAGUGGCACAACUGCAAAGUGUCUUAUUGAAGAUGUCUAGUCAAAUAGAUGGCAUGAAUGUUGAAUUUGAGCGCAUAAUAAGAACUAACUUUGUCUCAGAUAAACUGCUCACAGAUCGUGAUGUUUCAACGUCGUCGCGCACGACAUCAACUUAUAGCACUUUAACUGUUCCCGCAAGAGGACAGGCAUCUCGCACCAUGAAACGCUUAUCACGACAAAGUUUUUCUGAAAGUGAAGUCGAUUCCGGUUCAUUGCUUUUAGACAAGUCAAAAAAGCUGGAAUUAGCUGAAAAUAAGCUCAAGAAUUAUGAAUCAAGAAUUAAAGGCCUUGAAAGCAAGUUACAGACAAAUUAUCAAAAUUCGAGAAAAGUCGAGGAAUCUUAUAGUACAGCUCUUAAGGAAACCGAAACUUUAACAAAAAAGGUUACUGAGUUAGAUGCUCGUUUGCAAACGCUGGAUGGAUUGUACGCGACAGCAAUAGAGGAGAAGGAAGCGGCAGAGAAACGCGCUAAUGAUCUUGAUGAAAAGUAUUGCCAGCUACAACUAUCUUACGAAAAAAGUGUGCAUGAGGUUGAAACUAUGAAAAAGACAAAUGGCAUGCCUAAUAAAGAUCAACAAUUAUUAGAGGUCCAUUUAAGUGGGAUACAAAAUGAGAAUGAAUUGCUAAAAGAACAGAACCGUAAACUAUCUGAUCAAUUGAAGGAGGAAACGGAAAGAAGAAUUUUAGAAUCAAUGCUUCACAAUGAAAGAAAGAGCGCCAGCGAAAACAUUGAACAACGAUUAAACGAACAGUUGAACGAACGGGAUAAACUAAUCGAACAAUUGCAAAAGCGUCUCGAGACUGAGGAAUAUAAACGGAAAGAAUUUGAGUCAUUGUAUCAUACAGAGUUGGAUAAGACAAAAAGCUUACAAGCACAAUAUUCAGAUUUACGUCACUCCAAUGAAAAAGAGAUGACAUCUUUGCAGUCGAAGCUGAAGGAGAUAGAACGCGAGCUGACGGAAGAAAUAAAGGCUUAUGAAGAAGGGAAGGCUUCAUUGACUAGACAGUUAGAAGAAGCCAAAUCACAAGCAAGCGCUAAAGAGCAUGAAUAUUCGGACUUGGAACAAGUUUACAAGAAGAUACAGCACGAGUUUGAGCAAUGUCAGGCUGAGCUUGAGAAAAGGCGAGAAAACUAUGAUAGUGAAAUGAAACAACGAGCUGUACUGGAAAAUGAAAUAAAUACUCUACGAUCAGAGUCAGAAAGUCUUGUGGAACAAACUCGCAAUUCACAAAAAGAAUUACAAGAUCUGGUAGCGAAACGGGAACAAGAGCAUGUGGAAUAUGAGACCUCUUUGGAAGAAAUGCGCGCUCAAACACAAAAGCUGCAAGGAGAAAUAAAGGAACUGAACACCAAGAUCGAGAGUAAAGAGACGAAGAAUAAGUUGAACGAACAAAAGAUAGAAGAGAUGAAGCAGAAAGCAACGUCACACGCCACCAAACGUGAUAAGAUGCAAAGUAAUAUUACAGAACUCGAAAAAACGAUUGCUGAACUUCAAUCGUCUCUCAAAACACUCCAUUCAUCUAAUUCGCGUUACUCCAAAGCGUGUCAUCUAGUCGCUUGCUUGUUACUCGACUAUUACACUCAUUUCCACUCACUCAUGGCCUCAUUUCAUAAGCAACUUCCUCUCUCACCUUUAUCAACUACUUCCACGUCUUUCUCUUCAACUUCCAACUCUGGCGCGUCAGGAGCAGAUGCUGAUCCCGUGGGCAAUCUGGCUGUAACAUUUUCGGAAACAAGCAAAGAGGAAAUGCUAAUAGAAGAAUACGAGAAGAUAGCGAACACUGCUAAAAGCGUAAAUUUGGAUGAGGCUUGUGACUGGAUCAAGCGGUCUGUUAAAGAUGCGGAAAGCUUGUUGAAGAAGGCUCAGAAAGAUUUAAAAACGGCUAGGGAAAAGUAUCAGAAAGCGAGCCAAGAUGCGAAGGACAAGAUUGCAUUCAGAAAUUUCAGACCAAACGAUAUUGCAUUGUUCCUUCCGACUAGACAAAAUACGACAAAGACGUGGGCUGCUUUCAAUGUCAACGCUCCCCAUUACUUCUUACGCAGCAACGAGACAUUAGAAGCACAAUUACAAAAUAAGAUGUAUACUGUUAGACGUAUCUUGAAUAUUACAGAACAAGUGGCCGAUUCAAAGAACCCGCAAACAUCAGCAUAUGAACUCCCAGAUGGUGUGAGGUUCUUCCUGGUCGAUGUUGAUGCUACUUGGAAUCCCAACCAACCGUCGUCUCCCCGUCAUCGCCGACAGUCCGAGUCGUUAUCUUCUUCGAGAUAUGAGGCGCCUGUAGGGAAAUUAACAAAGACCGAGAAGCAGGCAUUGCGCAUGAGUGCAUCAGUUUCAGAUUUACCUUCGCGAGAAGAUAAUAAUGGAAGCGAUUUUGGAUUGGGUGAAACGAGUACACGAAGAAGUAAAUUGGAGAAGAGAAAAGGUUUGGGUGGUGGAUCCGAGAGAAAAGGGGACGGAGAGAAGGAUGGGAAUAAGGAUAGCGAAACCAGUGUAAAGGACAAUAAAGGGCUAUGA